Molecule: messenger RNA, 650 nt
Organism: Paramecium octaurelia
Lineage: Eukaryota; Ciliophora; Oligohymenophorea; Peniculida; Parameciidae
Source: the annotation of a GenBank genome assembly
AUGAAAAUUUCAUCAUUAUACACUGAUGUUGGAUUAAAAGCAGGGUUAUUGAAAGAGUUAAGUUAGAGUUAUUGGAUAUAAAAACAUUGUAAUUAAAACAAAUAGAAAGGUUCAAAUUUAUAAAAUUGGAGUGUAUUUCAAUUAUUAAAGGGUAGGAAGAUGGAGCUUGAUCAUUAAUGCUGACUUGAUGUAUUCAAUAGUUUUAAAUUAUUAGCGGUGGUGGAUAUUAAAACUCACAUGGCUAUAAGUAUGGUAAAUGGAGAGAGAUAGGUGAUGACUUCACAAAGUAUAAAAAUCAAUAAUAGCCAAUCUUUAGUGAUAGUAGACGGAGAAUACUAAUUGGUUAAAAGUAGUCAUAUGGGAAUAUUUUUGAAGCUAGAUGGAGAUAAUUAAUUUAAACUUAUCUAAAAUAUCAUAAUAAAAUAUGUAAAAAAGUGGAUAGUAUUUUGAUUAAGGAGAAGCAGAUUCUAUAAAAGAUGAAAAGUGGUAUGAAUUAGGUAAGGGGUUUUCAGAGUAUUCUUAAAUUAGCCUUUUUUAUUAAUAGAGUUUUCAUUAUCAGAAGUUAAUACCAAUAAUAAUUAUCCACUAACGAUUCGAGUCUUACUAAUUAUGAUUCAAUAAUGUUUUCACAUAGGGAAUAUUUAAUUUGA